AUGUCACCGAUUACACGAAGUAAAACGAGUUCAAUCCGUUGGGGACAUCCAGAUUUUCCAACAUUUCAAGAUUUAGAAAAAGCAUAUAAAAUAGCAUAUCCAAGAAUUCAACAGGAUGCAAUGGAAUUAUUAGAGAUGAAGUUAGAUGAGCAAGAUAUUAGAAAUUUUUAUAAUCCAACGUCACCAGAAUAUUGGUUCAUAAACAAUACGGAAGCAUUGGAAGAAGUGGUUUAUUAUAAAAUGAAAAAGAGAUUGAUUUUACGUAAUAAAGAACAAUUGAUCGCGGCAGGUGUUGAUUUAUCGGAAUAUAGUGACACCGAAAGUGAAUUCGGUGGUGAAUUCCCAUCCAAUCUUGAAGAAUUUUUUGGGGAAGGCAGCAACUUUAGUGAGGAUCAAGUUGAAUCAAUUUUCUCAUCAAUCUCAAGUUCAAGAACUCCCCCAACUUCAUUAAGUCCUUUUCGAAGUUCUCAAGAAUCAAAAUUUAGAUUUACAUCAACCCUGAUGAAAAAGGAUGAAUCAAACACAACGGCGGUACUUGAUGGGUAUGAUGGUAAUAAUCUCAUUACUAAUCGUAGUCGUAACAUUCGAGAAGUGGCCAUGGUUCAUCAUUCACAUCAUCACGGAAGGGCACAAUUUGUUAACAAUGUAUUAAGUUCAAUUAAUUGUCAAUUUCCGAUGCAUUGGAUAACGAAUCUAACAACGAAGAACAUAGUAUUUUAUUUAUUUUGUUUUUUAUGUUCAAUCUCGAUGAUCGGAUAUUUAUUCGGAUUCAUAACAAAUAAUUCUCCGGAAUAUAUUUUAACUCAGCGUCAGAAAAACCUAAUUAAAGGUAAAUUACAGGGUACGGUGAAAGCUCAAGUACAGGAAUUUAUUGAUCAGGAAAUUUCUCGGGUAUCAAAAGGAUUAAUGGAGAAUACUGAUGAGGAUAAUGAUUUCAUUGGAUUCGUACGCACGCAAUUAAGUGAAGUGUUUCAAGAACAGUUGGAAAAAUUCAUGGACGUUGGAUCGGGAGCGGAUUUUGCCUUAUAUACCGGAGGGGCAAGGAUAAUCCAUAAAUUAACUUCAAAGAAUUAUGAAUUAAGACCAAAUAAGCCCUAUCAAAAAUUAUUGAGGUUAGGUGGAUUCGUCAAUAAUGUCAAGAGUAAAAAUCCCGAGAUCGUUAUUUCACCAAAUGUUAACGUGGGGGAAUGUUGGUGUUUUAAUGGUACAAAUGGACAAAUCACCAUUAAAUUAUCUAGAAGUAUCAUAUUCACUCAUAUCAUAUAUCAUCACAUUAGCAGAGAUGUCUCAAUUGAUCCUAUAUUAUCCGCUCCGAAAGAAUUUGAAUUAUGGGGUUUGCCAACAUCCAUUUCGAAGACGGGAGACAAUGAGAAUUCCCUGGAAAUAUUUAAGAAAGAUUAUAAAGUUUUUCUUGGAAAAUUUCAAUAUGAUAUUAACGGUCUACCCAAGCAAAAAUUUAUUUUACCUGAUUCCAUUGCCAAAUCCCAAUCAAAUAAACGUAUCAGUGCUAUCAUGAUGAAAGUUCUCAACAAUCAUGAGAACCCUCAAUUCACUUGUUUAUAUCGUCUACAAGUUCACGGCGCUAUGCCUCAUUAA
Molecule: messenger RNA, 1596 nt
Organism: Funneliformis caledonium
Lineage: Eukaryota; Fungi; Glomeromycota; Glomeromycetes; Glomerales; Glomeraceae
Source: the annotation of a GenBank genome assembly